Megalobrama amblycephala (Wuchang bream) is the source of this 7820-nucleotide messenger RNA. It is a transcript of the gene foxf1, whose product is annotated as forkhead box F1. The coding region runs from base 237 to 1382 and encodes 381 amino acids. The transcript is spliced from 4 exons. Gene Ontology annotation, cellular component: nucleus. The record is from RefSeq and is a predicted model, not a curated record. NCBI's taxonomy places the organism in Eukaryota, Metazoa, Chordata, Actinopteri, Cypriniformes, Xenocyprididae. Gene Ontology annotation, molecular function: RNA polymerase II cis-regulatory region sequence-specific DNA binding; DNA-binding transcription factor activity, RNA polymerase II-specific. Gene Ontology annotation, biological process: regulation of transcription by RNA polymerase II; animal organ morphogenesis.
CAGAUAAGUAAAAGCCCAACUCCUAAAGGAAGAACAAGAAGACAGGAUCUGAAGCCGAAAGAAUCUCUUUUCCCUGCAGUUUUCAGUUUUAUGGUGGGUAGUAUUACAAGGGUAGUGCGCAAUUACGCAUAACCAGGGAAAAAUAGAGAUUAUUCCAGCAUUGCAUUCCGUUAUUAAUAAAAAGCAGCGUAAAAUCGCAGACUUUUUGAACGUGGAUUUUGACGAGUGCUUGAAGAAUGACGGCUGAGGUCCAGCAGCCCUCAGUGCAGACCUCUGCUCACAGUAGCCCCAUGUCGGAGAAACCGCACGGACAGACGCCUGUGAUGGAAACCUCCUCUUCCUCCUCCAGCACCAAAACUAAAAAGACGAACGCUGGAAUUCGUCGUCCUGAAAAGCCCCCGUACUCUUACAUCGCUCUCAUUGUCAUGGCCAUCCAGAGCUCUCCAACCAAACGACUCACUCUGAGCGAAAUUUAUCAGUUCCUACAGAGCCGCUUCCCGUUUUUCAGAGGUUCGUAUCAAGGCUGGAAAAAUUCGGUGCGUCACAAUCUGUCUCUGAACGAGUGCUUUAUCAAGCUGCCCAAGGGUCUGGGAAGACCUGGUAAGGGUCACUACUGGACCAUCGACCCGGCCAGUGAGUUCAUGUUCGAGGAGGGAUCUUUCCGCAGGAGGCCGCGGGGAUUCAGGCGCAAAUGUCAGGCGCUCAAACCUUCCAUGUACAGCAUGAUGAACGGGCUGGGAUUCAAUCACAUACCCGAGUCCUAUAACUUUCAGGGGGGCGGAGGGGGCCUGUCUUGUCCUCCAAACAGUUUAUCUUUGGAGAGCGGGAUUGGGAUGAUGAAUGGACAUUUGGCCAGCAAUAUGGAAGGAAUGGGCUUGGCAGGACACUCCAUGUCCCAUCUAUCAGCGAAUAGUGGACAUUCCUACAUGAGCAGUUGCACGGGAUCCUCAGGGAGUGAGUACCCCCACCACGACAAUUCCGCAUCGCCGCUUCUCACCAGCGGGGGAGUGAUGGAGCCGCAUGCUGUGUAUUCUAGCACGGCCUCAGCCUGGCCUCCAGCGCCCCCGGCCUCUCUAAAUAAUGGGGCGUCUUACAUCAAACAGCAACCGCUCUCUCCGUGCAACCCGGGAGCCAAUCCACUGCAGCCCAGUUUACCCACACACUCUCUGGAACAGUCCUACCUGCACCAGAACGGCCACGGCACCGCCGACCUUCAAGGUAUGCCGCGCUACCAUUCCCAGUCUCCCAGCAUGUGUGACAGGAAAGAAUUUGUCUUCUCUUUUAACGCCAUGACCUCUUCAUCGAUGCAUUCACCAGGGAGCAGCUCGUACUACCACCAUCAGCAGGUCUCAUAUCAGGACAUCAAACCCUGUGUGAUGUGACAGCAUUUUUACAAAGAAGACUUAAUGCAACGGCAAGCAACAGAGUAAACUGACCCAAAUGGAACCAUGGAGGUCUACAAGUGGCUCUUUUGGAUAUAUACAUGGAAUUAAAAAAAAAAAAAUGCCGUUUAUUACUAAUCAGAACUUGGCAAUAGAAACGCACUGUUUGAAAAUUACAAACUCAAAGGAACACUUCAAAAAGUCCGAUUCUCCACUUAGAGAGAAUUCAAAAUGGAAAACUCUUCAGCUUCAGAUCUCUGCGAAUAAUAAGAUCGAGACCAAACUAAAAGUCACAGUAUCUCGUUUCCAACAGCUCGGUACUAACUCUGCUGGCGGAUGACUACCACACUCGGAGAUGCAAAGAUGAGUGAAACGCUUCAAUGUUGAUAUACUGUUAUUCUUAAAGACGAGUUUGUAUUGUUUGGAUAAACGUUUUAUCUACAAUCAUUUUCAUUUCGCUUUAAAUGAUGAAAACCAUAAGCACGCGAAAUGGAGGCACUUUUAAACCAUAACGCGCAACUUAUUUAUUCUAUUAAAAUGGUUAUUUUUAGGCUACAGUUAUAGCCACAGUAUUGACCGCUUUAUUGGCAAUAUUUGCCCAAUGUAACAUUAAGGUUAAAUAUAAGCACUGUUAGUUAUUUUGAUUGUUUAUUUAGUUGUAAAUACAUACAUAUAUUGACACGUCUUAUUUCUCAAACACUGUAUAAACUGUACAUGGUGUAAGACAUCUUUUAGUAGGAUUUCUUUUCAAUGAAUUUAAAUAUUAGUUGAUGUAAUCCUUUAGUUCAAUUGAAAAUUAAAGUAAUGGCAUGGAGUUUGCAAUAUCUGUUUAAAAUAUGACUUUUCUAAACAAGAUAUAAUAUGUUUUCUGAAUUUGAAUUGUAUAGGUUUGUGGACUAAAUUUCUGCAUUAUUCAUCGAACCAGUAAUUAAGCUGAAUGUAGAAUUUAAAGACGUAUAGGCCAAUAUGUAAUGCCAGAUAAAAAAAAUACAAAAUAAUGGGAAAUAACUACAAUAAUAUUGCUUAAAUUUUAGUGCCAGCAAUAACAACUAUAUUGUUGUUGUUGUUAUUAUUUAUACAGAUGUUACAGACAGUUAUUAUUUUGUGCCACAUUCUUCAUGAUUGAUUUUAUUCCUAGGGAGAAGUUGACCGCAUAAAGUUUACUCACAUUUAAUAAACCAAAUAUACGUACAAAACCAAGGUAUUUUUUCAAAAUAGUGUCCACUAGUAUAGCUUAAAAUGAAAUAUUAUGAGAACACUAAUUCCAGUGUAAUGCAAAUAUAUUCUAUAAAAAAAAUUCAUAUCAUACAGAAAAAAAUAGCAAGUUAAUUUUAUUAAAAGUUGUUUUAUUUUCUAUACAGAAUAAUAAUCUUUCAUAAUAAUAAGGUGAUUUGACAUUCAUAAUGAAAAAAACGAUGUAAUAUUAUGUUAAUAGUCACAGUGUAAAUUUACAAUAAAGCAAUACAUAUACUCAGAUAUUAAAGAAACAAACGUUUUUCAUAUUAAAUCUAAUUUUCUAGUUUUGCUAUAUAAGAGUCGAUCCGGUCAGUUUAACUAGUCUUGUACAAUAUCGAAUAAGACAAAAUCAUCAUGGAAUUGUUUAGAUAAAUUUAAAAAUACAUGGAUAAGACAUUCGGGUCAAUAUUAAAAAAUAAAAUAUUCCUUAGGUUUAGAAAAGAUCAAUUUUCUUGUCAAAAACAUUGUGUACCUCAUAUCAGUGUAUUGGUUUCCGGGUUAGACAAGAACAAGAGAAUAAAUUUUCUUUUUCGAAAAGGUUAUCUUGUAGGACAUGAGACUUUAAAACUUUUUCUCUUUUUUUGUUCUAAUUCGAGGUUUUGCUUAUUUAUUUGUUUUAAAAAUUAUAUCCGGCUAAAAUGGGGAAAUAAACGGUUGGCAGUAUUGGCAGAGCAUCUGGAGAUCUUACAGGAGUCCCCAGCGGACACAAUGUUGACCCCCGCACGAGCGCACACACGCAUCAACUAUUAGUGCGUGGCCGUGACCAUGAGCUGAACUCGUAGAGAUUCCCAUGGAUGUUCACAUGAUAGUGGCCACACAUGAACAGAGCAGGGCAGCAUUUCCCAAAAGCAUUGUAAGCCUAAGUUGAUCGUAGCUCCAUUGCCACUAAUGGAGCUACGAUCAACUUGCUUACGAUGCUUUUGGGAAACGCACCCCAGAGCUGUCACACUUUUUUCUCAGUGAAUGUUUCUCAGGGCAAGUGCAUUAUUGACACACAACUUUUAGUAUAAUGACUACAAAGAUAUAUUUUUAUCAUAACAGAAUAAUAAAUUAUUGACUACUAAUAUCUACAUUUAAUAAUACAAAUUAAUAAUAAUAUUUUUGUUUGUUUGUUUGUUUGUUUGUUUUGUUUUUUUUGGUAUAAACUAAUGUAUUUAGGUUCAGCGAUAUUAAAUAAUAUUUUUGAUAUUAAAUAAAAUGUUAACAUUUUAGGUUACCAUUUGUUCCAGUGCAAUCGUACGAAUUAUGACGCACUUGGAAAACAGCCCGUUAUACUAAGUAGUACUUGGAAAAUCGUCGUAUAUGACGUUCAUUUUUUUGUUCGUCCUACUAGUGCUCUUGGCCUCGUUUCCCGCGCGACGCUACGAUCUUUAGUAGCCUACGUUUUAUACGUGCGUGUCCCAAAAAAGCACUUAACAUGAACAUGCCAGUCCGAGCUUUAAGUGGUAAUUAGAGUGUUACUGUUGUCUGUUCAUGAAAUGCUAAUUGUAAAUUGAAAUGAUUUAUUGAAAUGUAAAUCAUUCGGCCUAGGUAUAUACAACUUUAUGCGUAACGGUAUAAAAUACAUAAUUUACUUGUGGGAGAGGAUUUACGUUAUUUUUCUUUUUUAUUUGAUAUAUAAUAAAAAUCAAUCAAAUUUUCUAUAAAAAUAUACCUUAGUUAUUUUGUGCUUAUACACAAUUACUGCUUUAUUCAUCUGAUUGCAAUUUGCAGAGUUUUAUUUGAUAAAAUUCACCAGUGGACAGAGGCACGACCUUACAGGAUCAGUGAAGACAGCGGUCAAUUGACCUAUCGCCCAGUGACUGAUAUUGAUCUUAUCGCUAGAUGGUCUGCUCUUUAGUCGCAGAAGAGAUAAUCUGAAAUCAAAGCUGAAUAACAUAGUGCAUAGCGCCCUUGGGUGUUAGAGAGGGAAAAAGAAGGGGUUGUUGAAGAUGUCAUGGAAAAGCCUUUUGGCGAGCCACUCAUUCACUGAUUAAAAACUGUAAUAUCUAUACGGGUGAUUGAAACGCACCAUUAAUAACUAUUUAUGUUUACCGAACAUUUAAUAAACAUAACACUGCAUCAAUGAUUCUUAAUAUAAUUUUUAUCUUAAAUAAAAUGCUACCGUUUGCUACCGCACGUCUAUAAAAUAAAUGCACCCUCCUUGUUUUCUAGCGUAUAUAACUCAACUGUCCAGGUAAUGUUAAUGGUAGGCUAUUACUCAGUGGUGGCCAAAAUUACGAUUUAAAAUCCUUGGCUUACAACUGGUCAUUUAUUUUUUCUGUUCCUAUCAAAUAAUUUGACAGACACGUUUUAUUUCUUAUUCAAAAUCUAUUCACGCCCCCAAUAAAAAAUCCUAAUCAAAUGGUUGAAACCAUCUAUUUAGAAGAUUAAAAAGACCGUACAAUAUAUUACAUUUUAAAAACAAAUGCUCUAAAUUCUCUUCCUUUGCACAAAACCUACAUCCAUGCCCACUACUGGAUUCAGGUGCUGUAGCUACCACCCUGUGAAUAAUCCUUUUUGCUUCUGUACUGGAGGUUUAUACAGGGUCCUCCACCUGUCCAGUGCCGAUCCUACACUUCUGGGGGCCCUAAGGAAAACUUUGUGAAGGGGCCACUGUUAGUGAAUUCUUAAAAACCCCAAAAUUUCCAUAAACUUAAGUAAUAAUUACAAUGGUUUUCAGUAUGUAAGGUGCACUAUCACCCAAGUUGCAAAGACAUUUGGCCCUGAUUUGGCAUGAAGCCGGCACAGCUGGCAUUCAGUCGGCACUGGCAUAAGGCAUGUGAACUGAACAUGGCCCGGGUAUGGUGGAGAUGGAACUGUCUUUAAGAUGGCAAACAAAAUAUGGGCCAAUUGUUAAGUGUAUUAUUUAGCCCACAUGUAAAACAUAGAACUGCAUGUAAAUGUAGCCCACAUGUAAAACAUAGAAAUUUCCCACAGAUAUUUCAUAAAUGAUAAUAUUUCAUACACACAGCUGUUUCCCCUAUUCCUGUUUGCAACAUGGGUUUAUUGCUGUCUAUCAACAAGGUUUCAUCAAUAAUUAAGAAACACCAUAAACUUUAAAUUUACAUUAGCCUACAUUUAGGCUACAUUUAAUCAUUCAGCAAAAUCUUUUAUCCAAAGAGAUUUACAAUAGAGGAUAACAGAAGUAAGCAAACCAACAAAAGCACAAUAUAUAUAUAUAUAUAUAUAUAUACACUAACACUACAUAUAAAUGUUAGAAGGAAGCAAGCUUUUUAAAUUAGAAGCAGAUAGAACUUUAAUUGUUUGAUUAUCUUAAUUCAUGCAUAAGACAAAGCCAAUUUCACACAUAUUUCUUCUCUCUGAAAAUGUCCUAUUAUGGGGGAAAUUUUUAAUUUUUUUUUUUAAAAAUCUGGAAAUCAAGUCGCAUCUAGAAAAGCGCAAUGCUUCUUGGGUUUGCAGUUUUAACCUCAUUGUAGUCAUUACACACUCAAUCUUGUACCUUUGUCCUUUUGUUCGAUUUUGGAAUAUUUUUUUUCUUCAGUUGAAAGUGUGUAAUCUUGUGAUUUAGCUGGGUUGGUUAAUGGUUUAGAACGCUUUAACCAAGAUUAAAAAAAAAAAAAAAAGAAAAGAAAAAAAGAAAAACUACUCCCGGAAUCAGCGCUAUUGAAGAAUUGGGCGGGCUGAAUGCACUUGAGGCGGCACUUCUCUAACGGUCGUGGACUUCUCAACUCGAGCAAAGCGAGCGAAGUUUGGUAAGUGAAUAUUAGAACAUAUUAAAUAUAUUUGAUUUGACGUUGCUUUUUUUUGGAUUGUAGAGUUAGUAUGAGUUAACAUUGGAAAGUUAUAAAGUUAAAGAUGUGGCUAACAAUGAAUCGUAGCUGUUAGGCCUAUAUUAAAAUGUAAUGUUAGUUCACUAAUGUUAAAUGUUCGUCGAUUACAUUCAGAUGACAUCAGACAUCUUUAUUUUAUUUCACAGACGUUUAUUUAUUUAAAGUUAAGUGACAUACACAGAUGGAUUAGCAAAAAAAAUAAAAUAAAUAAAUAACUGUAUUUUUAGCAAGUAAAUGUUGCCAUGUUGUAAUAUUCAAGUUGUGUAGAUUUAAUAAUACAAUGGUGUUGUUUGACAAAUUAUUUAACGAGAGCAAAUGGGUUUGUGUGUUUUGAUCGUUUGUCUUUCAAUUUUAAAUGAAAUAAGCAGAAAUGAAAAAACAACAACACCUUUAUUAUUUUUUCUGUUUGUUCAAAAAAAAAAAAAAAAAAAAAAAGAUUUCUGCUUGAUUUUUUUUGGUUCACGUUUUUAACCUGUGAACCAAAAAAGGAAAAUAAAGUAAAAAUCUUUUUUUUUUUCCUUUUUUUUUUUUCUUUCUUGGAGGCACUCCUGACCUCUACCCAAGAUGCCAUAGCAGUCCUGAGCUCAACCCAAGAGACCAUAGCAGACAAAUUAUCACUGAGCGCUGUAAGUCGAGGCACAUCAGCUCUGAGAUUUGUCCAUUAAGGCAUGCCAGCAGUGAGAUCCACACAUCAAGCAACACCAGCACUGAGAUGGGUAGACCAAGUCAUGCCAGCAGUGAAAUUCGCAGAUCAAGUCAUGCCAGCUCUGAGAUCCGUAGACCAAGCCACGCUGCACCUUCUCUAGUCCCAUCAAAGCAUACUGAGCCACACCAGGGAGCAGACAUCUAGUUUGCAAACAUCCCUCCUGCGUAAUAUAUUAACAAAACAGGAAAUGAUGAUGGACCAACUGCGAAUCAUCUUCAAGACCCUGCCGAAUAUGAAAUCGGCUGAUGAGUCAGAGACAGUCCUGGAUCGAAAUUUGUUGCCACUUAAAGAUGUCAGUUCUCUUCAUGAAAUAGAGGAACAACUGCAUAGUAAUCCUGACCUCCAGAAACAGUUGCGGCUGUGAGGCGUAACUGUCUGACGUCUGCAGCCACAGAAAAGGACAUUGAUUCCACCAUCAAAAGAUGGCUAUAUCUGGCCCCGGAUAGGGAUGGUGGCAGGAGAGUGAGGAUGAAGAGAAAAGAGCAUCAGGAGAGAACAACAGGUUAACGAACUUGUGACUUGUUUGGAUGUUCAAGAGUUGUGUGCACAGUGCCACUUGUUCAUGAACUGAAUCAGAUGUUGAAGAGUUGUCGUGUGCACAGUGCCACUUGUUCAUGAACUGAAACAUAGAUGUUCAAGAGCUGUGUGAAGCAUGGCAUUGACAUUCAAGCAUUGUUUUUUGUUGUUUUGUUUAAAUGUGAAACAAUAAAUAUUUUUUCAGAA